AUACCAUGUGGCAAUUCAAAGCACUAUCGUAACAUCAAAGAGUACGUGCCACUCCGUAGUUGCAGGAGAGAUAUAACCAGUCACCUUCAACGGUUGAAAACAUCUCAAGCAAACAUCAAAGGUGAAUGGCAUCUGAUACUUUUGAGAGCUGGGUUAUUUGAUGAAGAUGGUGAGACGCUCACAAUCUGUCCCCUGCACAGAGAUAUUUUUGGUACUAUCUGGAAUUCAAGUAGACCAGUUGCAAAAUGCCAUCAUCCGCUUCAUGGCCGAAGCAGGGCUAAGCCUGAAAGAGGGAUUUCGUUGGAAAUUUCAAAAGAAAUUCAAGUUUACUGGGGAGUUCUCGUGCCCAUUGGAUCAGGUAUUUGUGAACUGUGUGGUUUACUCAGUUUCCCUCUUUCUUCUUUCUUUCUUUCUUUCUUUUUUUUUUCCAAUACUUACUCAUUCUGUUCCUUAAAUUCUAGGUAUAUGCAUCAGGUGCAGAAAAUUACAUUUAGAAGAAAGAGGGAAAAGAGAAACACAAAUACUUCAGGUGAGUAUAUAUUAACCUCAAAAGUGGUUCCGUUGGUCACACAAUUUUUUUGUUUAUUUGGAAUUUAGCAGCAAAGUCUGAAUUAUGAGGAAACAACUAAAGUCGCUGUGGUUACUAGAGCAGUUCGAUCCCAUGGUUUCUUACCCUUACUUUUUACAAGAAAAUCAGGCACUUAGAGCCGAAGAAAGUAUUGCAUUAUAAUAUUAUUUAUAUCGCUCAGAGUUCUGCCUAGGAUCCCUCUCAUCAAUCCACUCAUUCUUUCAUUUCUUCAAUUCUUCAGUCGCCCACUUUAUCGCUGAAUCACAUUUUUUUUUUCAUUAAUUCAUUCUCUUGUAUGAGCGUUCGUCCGUUCGUUCGUUAGUUCAUUCCUUAAUUCCUUUCCUUCGUUUGAACUUCAUUCAAUAAGUCCCUAUUUGCAAUAUUUUACAUUUACCAGGUGACAUCCGAACACACAGGCGAUGUUGAGAAUCCUCCUUAUGGCGAUCUUAAAAACCAUGUGGUAAGUUUCCGGCUUUCAGGGACACUUCCCCUACAAUCCGUUGAACGGUAUCUGGAUAUUGCUGAUCCUUUUAUAAAAACUAAAUUACGGUUUAAAAUUCUCCACGCACAUUAACAGUCAUCUACCAUGGAUAAUAUUUUCCUUAUUUCAAUGAAUUUUCGAAUACCUCUCGUGAAAUCAUUUUUCCCCCCACUUUUUUUCCUUCUAUCCUUUUUCUUCUAUUUUCAAAUGGAGUUUAUUUCGAAGUUCCUCUAGCAGUAAUGUAAAUGACUGAAUGAAAAUAAACAUUAACUCUUAUUAUCAUUUAAUUACGUCUUCAGGAACAGGCGGCUCCUUUGGAUUCAAACCCUACCACUGAAUCAGGCGACUUCAUAAACGUUAGAGAAAAUCGUCUUGUGGAUGAGUGUCCGGUAUGUUUAUUUUUACUCAUGCAUUGAUUUAACACUUAACAUAAACGACAGAUUAGUUUACAGAUAUUAAUCAUCUGCAUUGCUCUUUAUUUUUCUAGGCUCAAUGUAAUGAACAUGAAGUGAGCAUUGGUAGUCCUCUAGAUGAGUCAUUGCCAGAAGAAGACAUUUCAUAUGAAUGGUGUUCUACUCCAUGUGUGAAAUCGGGACUGAAAGCGGUGAAUGAGUUUAUCCGCUCAGCUCCUUGUGCUCGUGGUAGGAUAGAUCCAGUGGUUCGUCAGUUGAGUAUACCUUGGAAGGAAGCUGCACCAAGCACACAGAGAUAUUACAGACAGAAGGGGAAAGAGAUCAUUGAAGUGGCUCUGGAUUGCCUUGCUCCAGGGCAAGCCAUAGAAUUACUUUCAGAGUUGAUGAAACAUAUGGAGAAAAAAGAGAAGCAAAAUAGUGUAGAUACUGAUGUUAGCGAAAUAUCGCGCCUGAUUAAAUUGUACGAAGAGGCCAACAGUUGGUUUACUAAAAAGCAAAUCCUGUCAGUAUUUGUAAACGAUUACUCUAAAGCACAACUUCAGCUGCUUAUUCCUGGAGUAAGCAUUUGGGCGAUAGAUGAGGCAAGAAGGCAUGCCGCUAAGGUGGGGGUGGGUAAACCAGUGCCACAGAUGGAGGCCAUUACACGCGCAAGACUGGAUCCAAGCAAAGUAGACCAUUUUCUAGAUUUUAUCAGCAGACCAAAUUUCGUGCAAGAUGUUGCGUACGGAACAAAAACGCUAAAAUUGUCGAAUGGGGAGAAGAUGGAGAUUCCAAACGUGGUUAGGACAGUUAUUGCUUCAAGGAUUGUGGACUUAUACCAGCAGUACUGUCAGGAAACCGGUUUCCUUUCACAUGGGAGGUCAACCCUCUUCAGUAUUUUACAGGUACGUAUCAAAACAAAAUCAUGAUUUAAAAUCAGAAGAAGAGCGAAAAAAGAAGGAAAAAUUGGGGGUUUUUAUAUUCUGUUAUCUCAUGUAGAUAUCACGAAGAUAUCAUUAUAUGCAUUAAUUGUGUCAUGUUUCUUAGUUUAAACUACUUCUUCAGCUUGAUUAACUGAAAAUUCCUUUAGCCAUGCAUAUAGGUGGGGAUUAGAAAAGAGCAAACGCUCUGGAUGAGAAAAGCAGUAAAUAUGAACACGAGGAGAAAAAUAUAACAAAAUGUCAUUAUUCUAUAGAUUUGUGCAGCAUCACAAAAGAAGUCUUUGGCAGGACUUGACAACAUCGCUACAGAGGGAUCGCAAGCCUUCGAUACACUCGAAGACGUUGUAAACAGGCUAGGAAAGUUAGGUAAGCUCAGGUUGAUUUAAGUUUUGUCCCGAGGAGGCCUGAAUCUUCCAAUUUUGUUUCUAUAUAAUGCUAUUUUUCAGUGCACGUUUAACACGCAAACCACCCAACCUCCUAGGCCAAUUUAAUUUUUGGACUUCUUAUUUCUUCUUUAAGGUUUGUCGAAACCAUUUUUUUAAAAAGCAUAUAUUUUAUACUGUGCAAUUUGAACAAAGGCCUGGCCUCUUAACGAAAUUUAGCAUAUAUGAGCGGCUUUAUCUUAAAUAGAAGUAAUUAAAAAAAAAGAGUGGUAACAUUAGCGUGCCUUUUUAAAGGUAAAAGUUCAGCCUGGGUUCAAGGUGUUAAAGAUCGCUUGAAAGCUGGUAAAAGCUACCUUAAGACAAACUUCAAGAUCCGCGUUUCUGAAGAAAGCCAGUGUGCUGAUCACUGCCGGGUAUUUGCGUUGUCUGACCCUGAAGAUCAUCUCUGUGAGCAUGAACACACGAAAUCAUGUCAAAGCUGCGACAAUAUCAAGAAUGUUCUUGAGGAAAUAGAACUAGUAUUGUCAUCAAGAGACCUUCACUUCAGGUAAACGAUUACUGAUACCAUGUUCUAUAGUCUUCUUUCAAAACCAAAAACCUAAACUUUCUUACAGUCAAAACCAAAGAAAGAAGACCGAUUUCUCCCCUAACAGAUUUUAUAUUGUUCAGUUUAUUGUUGAUCGUUUCAUUUUACACAUGCAAAAAAACUUCUUCACAGGAUAUUACGAAAAGAUAUAUAUUGCAAUUUUACCUGAUCAUGAAGAGUAAGUUUUCUAAUUGUCAUAUCUUAAUCACCUUUUUUGCAAUUGGAAAUGGGUGGCUCAGGUGACUGAAAUCUACAGUUGUUUAACAUCGGAAACAAUGCCGCGUUUACUUCAUUAAAUAAAGAAUCGGGAAAAAUAUACCGUGCAAAGACAAGCAAAUGAUGUCGCCCUAAAACGUCAAGAAAUUAUAAUUACACCUUUGAUAAUUGAACGAAACCAUCAACUUUUUUAUUUUGAUUUUUAGAUAUCAAGACGAAAAGGAGGAACUAGAGCAUGACGUUAGUAACGCUAUAGACAAGAUUGAGCGAUGGAAGGCCCACAUCUUAAGAGCAGUACACCAGGACGUAGCAAAGGAUGAUAUCCUCAACAAUAUGACGCCAGAGCAAGCUUUAAUUAUCAUGGAUUGGGCUAUGAAAUUCCUUCCGUUGAAGUAUAGGGAAACGCAAGGAGAGUGGUUUGGAAAGAAAGGCCUCUCUUGGCAUGUCACAGCCGUGAUAACAAAACCGAAGGAAGAGUUUGAGGUAUAUUCUACAGGCACAUCCCACAUCUGACUAUGGGCAUAUCCAAAACGGUGCAUGAUGCUUUGUCUGUCUCUGUAUGUACUACGCCGCUCAGUCGGAUUAUGCGCAAAUCCUUUUUUGACAACAUGGAACUACACUUAUAAGAAACGUAGGAAUUGCAUGCCGAAAUUUUGUCUUUUAAAAGGACACCUGUAGGGAUCUCUUCUCGGAAGAGAUCCCUGUUUGUUGACACUGUGUUGAUUCUCGUGAGCGACCGUUUACAGGAGGUUUGACGGUAUAUUCCUUAAAUUACCAUUUCAGUUUCAGAUAUUGUAGAAGUCGAAUUUGUGUCCUAAAUAGAAGAAAUGCUGAGUUUUCAUCUUAUUCCCUGAGUAACAGUAGAGUUAUCCACAUUCACUUGCUGUACAAAAUACGGUAAAGGCAAUGUAUAAAUUAGGUAUUGACAGUGGAGGUAGGUCGGUGUCCGCGUGACAGGUUAAAAGCUUACACUGAUCAGUUACUUUAUUGGCACAUUCUACUGAGGAAAUAAUCCCUUGAAAUCUUUAGCUAUGAAGUGCAGGAAGAUACGAGGCAUAGUUAUAGUCAAGGGAUGAAACAACAAGUUGACAACAGAUAGGAUUACCAGAAGAGUAGGUAUUUGAAAGUCAGUGAGCUUUCCUGUUGUACUUUAUUUAACGUCAUGGAGCCGAUAGUGUAACAUUAUUUCUUAUGUUCAUUUGUAUAGGUAAGGACAUACGUUCAUCUGCUGGAUCACUGCAGCCAGAACUGGUUUGCUGUUGCAUCUAUUUAUGAGAACACGCUUAUGGAAAUAAAGAGGAAGUCACCUGAGAUUGUCGAGGCGUUUGUACGUAGUGAUAACGCUGGAUGUUAUCACUGUGCUCUUUUAUUGCUUAGUAUUUCUGGUAUUAGUCAACGAACAGGUGUAACUACAAGCCGAUACGACUUCAGUGAAUCAAACAGUGGUAAAGAUAUAUGCGAUCGACAUAUUUCUCCUUUGAAAAGUCAUAUACGCCAGUACGUCAAUGCAGGAAAUGAUGUCGAGAACGCAAAAGACAUGAAGAAAGCAAUAGAUUCUUACUCCGGAGUUAGAGGUUGCCGUGCAUCAGUUGUAAAGGUGGACACUUGCGCCCAGGAUCUGCAUAAUCACAACUGGAACGGAGUACUGAUGUUUUCAAACUUCAAGUUUUGCGCAGACGGAAUCAGGAUGUGGAAAGCCUUUAAUGUUGGAGAAGGAAAGUUCGUUCGUUACGAUAAGCUAAUGAAGAGAGGCACCAGCCAGGGAAGUACCCGAUUGGAGGUCGUUGAGCCCUUCACAUCCCCGCGUGUGUCGACUGGCUUCUUGUACAAAAAUAGCAAAACGACGGAAAACACAAGUGAACCUUGUGAAUUCAGUUGCCCUCAACCAGGCUGCAUCAAGUUAUUCAAAACGACAACAGCGUUACAAAACCACCAGGACUUUGGCAAACACAUUUUUUGCACCCAAAAGGAUUCCACGCAUGACAGUAUUAAGCGUAAAUGGGCUAACGCAUGCACCAACCAACGCCCUUCAUAUAUUCCAUCUAAAAAGAACCUUGAAGGACUGAGCCAAGAAGAGUGCAGAGAGUACCCCACUGCUGAGCCUGGCUGGGCCUUGAAGAAAAACAAGAAGACUGGGAGAUUUUCAGAACAUGUCAAAGAGUACCUUCUUAAACUGUUUCUUGAUGGAGAAGAUACAGGAAAUAAGAGCGACCCUGCCGUUGUUGCCUCAAACUUUAAGUCACUUCGUGGACCAGAUGGCGUAAAAUUGUUUUCUUCUAAGGACUGGCUCAGCACUCAACAAGUUACAUCAUACUUUUCACGUCUCGCAUCGGUCGCUAAGAGUGGAAAGCUUUCUUUAAACAAGAAGACUGUAAUAGAGGAAGAAGAUAUGCUCGAUGCCCUUGUUGAGAGAGGAGAACGAGAGUCCAUGCGAGAGAAAGUUUUUCACGUUGUGGACUUAUAA
This is a messenger RNA of Porites lobata, 6031 nucleotides long. The record is from the annotation of a GenBank genome assembly. Lineage: Eukaryota; Metazoa; Cnidaria; Anthozoa; Scleractinia; Poritidae.